AUGGCAGAUAUACUUGAUGUUAAUGAAAAGAAACGUAAAUGCAUUGAAGAUGAAACAAAAUCUAAAUAUAGGGACUCUAUCAAACGUGUUCCUAACAGUUACUAUGUUGUAAAUAGACCUAUUGAAGCUUUAAGCCAAGGAUUGAAGGCUGACAGUGAUAACAAACUAAAUAUGAAAAACAUUGAAUUUGAUCAGUAUAUAGAUGACGAAAAUUUUAUUCAAGAGAAACUUUUGUUAAAUAAUUCGUAUAUACUUGAAACCAUAUAUUUUUCAAGAGAAAAAUAUUUUUUACUAUUUACUUCGUAUCAGUCUGAAGCCUUACAAAUGAGAAAAACAUCAGAUUAUCAGCCACUAACAAAUAUUUGUUGA
Funneliformis caledonium is the source of this 369-nucleotide messenger RNA. The record is from the annotation of a GenBank genome assembly. Lineage: Eukaryota; Fungi; Glomeromycota; Glomeromycetes; Glomerales; Glomeraceae.